This is a messenger RNA of Nannospalax galili (Upper Galilee mountains blind mole rat), 3133 nucleotides long. It is a transcript of the gene Apln, whose product is annotated as apelin. Gene Ontology annotation, biological process: signal transduction. Bases 374 to 610 code for a protein of 78 amino acids. NCBI's taxonomy places the organism in Eukaryota, Metazoa, Chordata, Mammalia, Rodentia, Spalacidae. Gene Ontology annotation, molecular function: hormone activity; apelin receptor binding. The record is from RefSeq and is a predicted model, not a curated record. The transcript is spliced from 3 exons.
AAUGCAGCCCCCGAAGUGAGCGGGCAAGCAUUCUCUUUGGCAGUCUGGACCAACAGGCCGUUGAGAGUCCCGGGCCGCGCAUAGCCCCGGUCACUUGGAGACAGCCUUUGCCGCUGUCCCCGAGCCGCCAAAGCCAGCUUCCAGGCGCUGCCGGCAGGGAAGAGGUUGUUGCAGGACCGUGGAGGCUGCGAGCAGGCGCCGGGCGGGCGGCCAGCGACGCGGCUGGAACGUGCACCCUCCAGCAGCCCGGGAGCCACGCGAGCUCCACGCUCGCACGCAUCAGCCGCGGCUAGCGCCUUUCUUCGCGUCCUGCGCGCCCGGCCUCUCCGCCCACCCGCCGACUCUUCACCACCGGGGAGGACCGAGCGGCAGCAUGAAUCUGUGGCUCUGCGUGCAGGCGCUGCUGCUGCUGCUCUGGCUCUCCUUGACCGCAGUGUGUGGAGUGCCACUGAUGCAGCCUCCAGAUGGGAAAGGGCUGAUGGAAGGCAACGUGCGUUACCUGGUGAAGCCCAGAGUUUCUAGGACUGGACCAGGGCCCUGGCAGGGAGGCCGGAGGAAAUUCCGCCGCCAGCGUCCCCGCCUCUCCCAUAAGGGCCCCAUGCCUUUCUGAAGCAGGACUGAAGAGUCUCCGAGCGCCUGCCCCUGCCGUUCUCUCUACUCCACAGACUCAUUCUCUUCUCUGGGGCCCUCACAUCCAUUCAGCUCACAUCUUGCACCUGUUUUAGCUGCUGGUCGUCCCAGCUCUUCUCACCCACCAAGUUCCUCUAAGGGCGUGGCCCUGCCCCUCAUUCGGAUGAUUCCAUUUCUCUCACAAGGAUCCACUCGCCACGUCUUCCUGGCAACUCCUUGGACUGCCAUUGGAGACUCAGCUGCUUCUCGGAGUGCCCCAUGCUCUAGUCCCUGUCCAUUGGCCUCACCCUUUUCUUCUCAUAUCUGCCCUGGAAACUGGGUAGAAACAUUCCUUUCUUCAGUGGGCACAUCCAUACUUUGUUAUCAGUUGGACCCCUUGCUUGGUCUCCAGAGAAGAAUACAGAGAUGUGCAAUGAGAGAUUGUGGUUGAGGGGGGCUUGGAGUUGGGAUCCAGAGAGGGUAUACUGGGGGACAUUGAAGGGGUAUGUACCUUGGUGAAGGGGUGAAGAAAAAUAAUUGAAUAAUUGCCAUGGCCUCUUCCUCAGCUCUCUUUGGCUUUGUUAAGGAAGAGGCAAAGGAGAGAGGCCCAUGAAGUACUUUGUCACUGUGUCUCCUAACACCCCCCACUUCUCUCUACCCCACUCCAGCUAGUUCAGUUUCUAGAUCAGAAGGGGAGAGUGCUGAGCUGUGUUACUCUCCUGGGAGUAAAAUCCAAGGAGGAGGGUUGUUUUGCCAAAAAAAAAAAAAUCAUAGAAAGUCAGUGCCCAAAGGACCCUUGGAGAUCACUUAACUCAGCUUCCUUAUGCAAAAGCUUGCACAAACAGGCCUGGAGAGAGGAGUGACUUGCUCAGAGCCACUGAGUAGCCCGAAUGGGGACCAGGUCUCUCAAAUCCCACUUUAUGAUGUCCUCUUCCCUCUUGAUGAUGUCUUUUUAAAGCAAAUGAAGUGCCUUUUGCUGGGGUUAGUGCAGGGGGUGGCUGGGAAGGGAAGGGAAGGGAGAAGUAAACUGGCUAUGAACCUCCUUGUAUGGGGAUAGAGCUAACCCCGCCUCCCUGGCCCUCCCAUGUCAUUCCAUUCCCAACCUGGCCUAUUCUAUAAGUAGAGAGCUGUACCUCCAAGCCCCUGGUCCCAGCAUCACUCCCAGGCUCAAGCUAUUUUAGUUGGGAUGCUCAGGCACUGAGACUACCAUUUAGCCCCUGAUGCUGGUUGUCAUGAGCCCCUAUGUUGACUGGACCCUUGUUCUAGUGACUUUUUUCAGGGGCUGGUCAAACAGCAGAGAAGGGGGAGGAAAAGAAGGAGAGGAGGACGGAAGAGGAAGGAGAGAUGGGAGAAUGUGCAGGUGGCAUACGUCACUCCUCCAGGAGGCCCCAUUUUUCUCAACAGUGCCAGAGGCCUCUUGCAGCCCUUCUAGGAAGGGAGACCCUCUCACCUUUUGCCCAAGCAUGUGUCCUUCUCAGUGGCCUUCUAUGAGGAAGAAAAGGGAAGACAGAAGACUGAUGUCCACUUACAGAUGGGUGGGGCAAGGGGAGUCAGGACCCCCAAGGCCCAUAAUAACCCCAAGUUUGCCUGUCCACCUCCCCCAAAGUCAUUUCCUUUCCCUCUCCUGCUGCUAAUGCUGCUGCUGCUACUGCUACUGCCUCAAAGCCCACCCUGGGGAGCUGGGCCAGGCAUAGCUUCCCCACUCCUUGGGCUUGAAGUGGGGGCUGGCCGGUGCCUUUUCUGCUGCUGGUACCCCCACAGGGACCGGCCUUCUUCCUCCUGUCCUUUCUGUAUCUCCUGUCUCAUCAGCCUGCCAUAUCAUGCAGCCAAGCCCAGUCCCCAGCCCCAUAAUGAAGGGGAGAGAGGGGAAUGGCAGCUGAGAAAGAGGGGAGAUAAUGGAACAGAGGAGUGAAUGGGCCAGGUGGGCUGUCUUAUUUAAAGUGGUUGUGUAUGAUUCUUAUACUAAUUUAUACAAAGAUAUUAAGGCCCUUUUUGUUAAGAAACUGUCCCCAUAACUGUGUUCACUAUGUUUGUAAAAAUUGUUCUGUGUAAAUAUGUCUUUAUAAUAAAGAGUUAAAAGCUGACUGUUUGCCCUUGCUCUUGGAGGUCAUGAUCAGGAAGAGUGUUCCUUUCCCCCUAGGGUUAUGCUUGUCCCUGUGCCCACAGAUCGCACGUGUAGGGAGGUAAGUGCUUGCAUCCCAAAUUGGUUCUAGGUCAACUGGCCUCAAGCACACAAAGGGACUCUAAGCUGAAGGGCCACGUUCACAUAAAUUUCAGCCCACUUGUAAGUCUUUUGGCAUCUAUUUGAAUGUCCUUGUUUUGGGCGGGCAGUGUCAUUUAAGAAUUUUUCAAAAGCAAUUGAUUUAAGGACAGGCUGGUCAAAGAUGGAAUUUCUACUAACAUUUGUCUUGUACGCUUGGUGGGUGUCUUCUAUUUUAUCUACUUUAGAACACUUUCAGGACUUUUUAGCCAGUUUGUCUUUCUUGAAAAAUAUGUUUUCAGCAAUAAAUACAUUUGGUAAUGA